ACGCCAUAUAAGGAGAUGUUGUGAGAGUGGCAGGAACUUCGGUGUUGCUGUUUUUGGCUGCGGCGAAAUUCCCGGCUUCGUCCCCUCCCUCUUCUUCGGGCUGGCCGUGUCGUCGACUUCCGAGGCCUCUCAUCGUGCGUCCAAGGACGCCCACGGGGAUAUAAAGCCGAUGUUGCCGCGACGGAACUGGCUCGAGUGACUCAGAUCCAGAGGUGGGCCUAUCCCGUGGACACACUGCCCCAUUUUGGACAUUUCUGCGAAGUUGGUGGUGGGGUGACCCCUCCACUCCGAGACCUAAUUUUGGACGUAAGGACGAUUUCCACCGAAGUUGUAUAUAGCUCCCUGUGUCGACUGGGGUUAUAGAGGAGUAAGCCGUUUUCCCUCGGACACAGGAAGAGCUGGAAUUUGAGGGAUAUUCGAGUCGCGCUCUCCCGGGACAGAGACUGAUCUCACGUCUGACGCCAGUAGAACCGUUUGUGUGUUUGCCAAUUUGAACUCGGACCCCGAGAGGUGGGAGGGCAACUUUACAGAGAAAUAAUUUCCGCAUACAGAAGCCUUUCAAGAUGAUGCACGAAGGGCGCGUGGUGGGGGACGGCUCGUGGGAGCUGAACGUCCUGGUGACGGACCUGAAGGCCGAGAGGAAACUGCGUGUGGACGGCGACAUGUCCAUAGGAAACGUCAUGAUCAAGCUGGUCGAGUCGCUCGAUGUAGCGAUGGACUGGUCCGACCACGGCUUCUGGUGGCCGCAGAGGAACUCGUGGCUGCUGCGGACCCACUGGACGCUGGACAAGUGUGGCGUCCAGGCCGACGCCCAGCUGCACUUCACCCCCACCCACAAGAACCUGCGGGUCCAGCUCCCCGACCUGCAGCUCGUCGACCUGAAAGUCGACUUUUCCUACAUGGCGUUCAACGCCAUCAUGUCUGUAUGUGCCAUGUUAGGUAUCCGCCAUCCAGAGGAGUUGUCUUUCAUGAAAAAGGUAGAUGAACGGACUUUGAAACGGGGAGAAAAAAGAGGCAGCUUUAAAAAGAAGAAAGGCGAAAAGUACUCCUCGCCCGCUUCUUCCGCAAACAAUAGUGAUGCUUCCUACCCCACCACCCCCACACCCAGCAUGAUGGACGGAACCCAUACGACGCCCAGAAGUGCGAGUAUGCCCGGUAGCCCUUACAGAUCCGCUCCCCACACACCGGGGACGCCGCUCACGCCGGGAACACCCAGCGGUUACAACACGUACCCCAGGGUACCCAGCUACAACGGAACCAGCCCUGUGUCGUCCAGCUACAGCCUGAGUUCCUUCCCAGACAGUCCUUACAGCGAUGGGAGCAACCUGUCCGCCCUGUCCAUUAGCCCGGCCAAGCCGUCUUCAGAAGCAGUCGCCACCCUGCACAGACCCAAGAACUACGUGGAGAGAGCCAGGCUAAAUUCUUUAUGGCUGAACUCCUCUCGAUCCUUGAUGGAGCAGGGCAUCCGAGAGAACGACAUCAUCUUGCUCAGGUUCAAGUACUACUCCUUCUUUGACCUGAACCCCAAGUACGACGCAGUCCGUAUCAACCAGAUCUACGAGCAGGCCAAGUGGUCGCUGCUGACGGAGGGGAUCGAGUGUACGGAGGAGGAGGCCAUGAUGUUUGCAGCUUUACAGUUGCAAGUGAACCUGCAGUCGGCCAUGCCGCAGCCAGACAUGAACAACGCCAACGACUCUGCAGACGACAUCGACGCGGCCCUUACUGAUCUACAGGUGUCUCUGGAGGGGAGCGCAAAGAACUCUGCAGCCGGGGACAUCACCCAGAUACCAGAACUAGCAGACUGGCUCAGGUUCUUCAAGCCAAAGAAGUUCACGCUGAAAUCCUACAAGCGUUACUGGUUCACCUUCAAGGACACCCACCUGGCCUAUUACCACAGCCCGGAGGAGGCCAGCGGAGCCCCUAUCAUGAGGGUCAACCUCCGAGGAUGUGAGGUGACUCCCGAUGUGAACAUCUCGUCGGAGAAGUACUGCAUCAAGCUCCUCAUCCCGUCCACAGAGGGGAUGAACGAGGUCUGGAUCAGGGCAGACUCGGAAACCCAGUAUGCCCGCUGGAUGGCGGCCUGCAGGCUGGCAGCAAAGGGAAAGACGAUGGCAGACGCCACCUACGAGUCGGAAGUCCAGAGCAUCACCAACUUCCUGGGCCUGCAGCACCCCAAGGAGCCGGUUCCCAGCGUCAACAUCAGCAACAUCAACAUAGAGCCACAGGACUUUGUUUCACAAAGACAUGUCAAGAAGUUCAAGGCAAAGUCGCUGACUGCCCGUAUCCUGGAGGCACAUGCCAACGUGGCCAACCUGGCCCUGAUGGAGGCUAAGCUGAACUACAUCAGGGCGUGGCAGGCCCUGCCUGAAUUUGGCAUCACGCACUUCGUAGUCAGGUUCAGGGGCAACAAGAAGGAGGACCUGCUUGGCGUCGCCUUCAACCGCAUCAUGCGCAUGGACCUGCACACGGGCGACGCGCUCAAGACGUGGCGCUACAACUCCAUGAAGCACUGGAACGUCAACUGGGAGGUGAAGGAGGUCCUGGUGCAGUUCGAGGACGAGCAGGUCUCCUUCGCCUGCCUGAGCGCCGACUGCAAGAUCGUCCACGAGUUCAUCGGAGGCUACAUCUUCAACUCCAUGCGCUCCAAGGACCAGAACCAGACCCUGAAUGAGGAGCUAUUUCACAAGCUGACAGGCGGAUGGGAAACAAUUUAACAUUAGUUUUUCCUAUAUUGUUAUUAAUCUUCAGAUAGAAUGUAGACAGUAUGAACGUAUGAAUCAUACACAUUUGUACAGGAUCAUUAUUGAGAUGUAGAAAUGAUUGAUUGAUUAAUUGAUUAAUUAAUUAAACGAGCUAUGAAAUGGUAGUGGGUUCUGCUGGCCUGUUCCUACAGGUAUUACAAGUUAACCAGUAACUAAUCUGUUGACCAGGACAUUUUCACAACGCAUGCCAAAUAUCACUUGUUUGGAUAUAUAGAUUAAGAGUUGACAGCAGUGGUGUAUUGUGAUCAGAUUUUCAAGUGUGCAAAACAUCAAUGAAUUCUGUUCUUACCCUGAAUGUAUGGAACCAAAAUGCCAUGAAACGUUUACCCAUAGCACACUAUAUUUUAGCCAGUACAUAUGCAGGCUACUGAUCCCUUUAAGAUUGUUGUAGUAGAGGGUGGGACGAAUUAGCACCUUUGUAAAAAGACAGCGACCUAUAAAGCAUUGCUAGUUACUAUAAAGCAGUGUUUGACAAUGUCACUGCACUUGUUCAAAAAUGUAUCAAAGGUGGGGUGUUUUGUCCACACAAGGGGUAGGAGAAAAUAUACUAACCUGUAUAACAAUGUGAAUAGUAGUUAUAUGCCCCCACCCUGAGCCAUAGCUUCAGUCCUCAAAUACUAAACCUCAGGAAUGCUAUGUAUUAUGGAGAGCUACAGCUUUUUGUUUUUUCAUUUAAAAGAAAAUGAAUAGCACGUAUAUAGGAGCAGAUAUUGCGGUGGAGGGGGCUGAUAAGUUAACCCUUGAAAUAGGGUCCAUGUUACUAAUGUAGGUGACAUAGGUUCAUGUUUUCAAAUUGGGUGUUUCUGUUGUUUUUAUAUGAGUAGCAUAGCCUUUUAUGAUGCUGUUUGAAUGAUGCUUAGUAAUUCAAAUAUUUAAUGAUCAAGCAUGUAUUUACAGUACCUCUACCUGUAUUUUAUUUAAUAUUUGAUGGUUGUGUGGAAGAAAAAUACACAAAAAUAUGUGAGGACAAAAUGGGUUGCUGUAUUCCACAGUGUGCUUGAUACUAGAGUUUAUAAAAUUUGAAUUAUCUAAUUCUAUCCCUUGCCAUGUGUAAUCCUUGUUAAUUCACUAUCUUAACCCAGUAGGGGUACUCUGUAUGAUAUAGGGUAAAUCAUUUUGUCAGAACAAUGUACUAAUCAAAGAAUAUCCUAAGGCAUUGUAAGUAGUGAUAUCAUAUAUCACCUUUACUGUAUAGUACAGCACAGAAACACAUCUACCAGCGGGAGGUAAAUAUCAGCACUGUGGAAUACUGGCAAGGUUUCUAGAAGUCUUGCAAUAUCCUAGAUUAGACUUGGGGUGGGUAAACACAUGGCUCUUGACAUACAUAAAACAUUGUCAAUGAUACACUAGAAAUGGAGAGCCUUCUUGCUUUCGUCUGAGUUUCUGAACUUAUUCACAUACAUGUAAAAGUUACUAAGAUGGAGAAACCUGUAUGACACUGUGUACAGUGUUAGUUCACCUUAAGGAUCGAAUCUUGGGUGUAUACUUUGACAAGAUAUGUGGACGUAAAGGCCUUAAGUAAAGGCAGCCACUGUAAUAUUUGAUCUACCAUUGAGUAGACCACUGACAGGCUCAACAUUGUAUACAUGCCGUCUUCUGUACAAAAGCUACAGUUGUCUGGUGGCCAAUGAACUCUACAGCUCUGCCUGGUACAGGUUGUAAAAUUAUGGGAUUCAGAUGGACCUAUUUUUAUCCCAUUAUCAUGUCAUUGUCUUCCUUCCCCCAAUUGUUAAAGAAGCCCAGACAGCUGGGUCAUGAAAUUCUACAUGAUGACUAUAGUACUUGAUUUGGGGACAUGAACAUGAUGCCACAGCUCUGAUACUUGUUGGUGGAUCAGGAGGGAAAUAGGAUAUAUUUGCAGCUAAAUGGUACUGGUCCAAUGCCAAACUUAACUGGUAUAGCUAUCCAAGAUUUUCUCAGAAGUUGGGUUUCUUGGGCCCCUUCUAUAUAACAACUGCAUCAGUGUCUACAACGCAUUGACUCUACUCUCAUAGAACUCCGAGAAGGUACUCAACACAUGUACCAUUUAUUGCUACAGUUUGAGCAGUGAGCAUCUUGAUGCUCAAGAUGUCUUCCCAUAAUUGACAAAAUUUGUAGUAUUCACCACAGUACAGAAGCUUGGACUAUGGCAUUUCCAUGAAAUGCCCUUGACUGAGCUUCUAGUGACUACAUGACACAUCUGCCAUGAUGUUCCCCCAUAGCUACUGCCCUACCAUCACGUCUGUGUGUAUCACAAGUUAGCAAACAUGUAGAUAAGUGUGCACCCUGCAGCCUUGUCUGACUGUUCAAUGCUGGAAGCCAAAUAAAUUUUGCCACUAAAGAGAA
Molecule: messenger RNA, 5087 nt
Organism: Branchiostoma belcheri (Belcher's lancelet)
Lineage: Eukaryota; Metazoa; Chordata; Leptocardii; Amphioxiformes; Branchiostomatidae
Product: fermitin family homolog 2-like
Exons: 11
Coding region: 564-2714 (716 amino acids)
Biological process (GO): integrin-mediated signaling pathway; cell-matrix adhesion
Cellular component (GO): cell-substrate junction
Molecular function (GO): integrin binding
Source: RefSeq, a predicted model, not a curated record